AUGGCCUAGCAUGUUCCUCUUGCCGAUGAUUCUUAUGAACAAGAUUACGAAAAAAUCAAGGAAUAAUUCAAUAAAAAAUUAUAAAAGUUUAAUACAAGUCCUGAUUAGAAUAUCUUGAAAGAGUUAAAAAGAGAUGUUGACGAUGCUUAAAAUACUAUUAGAUUGAUUGAAUAGGAAAUAAAUUCAUUACCAUCAAAUCAAAGAAAUGGUUAAGGAAAUAAGGUAAAAAAGUUAAAUAAAAAUUAAUUGUCAUAAAAUAAUUUAAAAAUAAAGAUAAGAAGAUACAGAGAUGAGGUAGAAAAAAUGAAAAAAUAAUUUAGAGAUGUGCAAUAGCAUUCAAAGGAUUUGAGUGAUUUGGUAGGAAACUCGACUGAUGACUCAGAUAGAUACAACUCUUAAGGAAAUUAAGUCUUUUAAAAGUUAUCUUAGUAAAAUAAAAAAUUGAUGGAUGCAAAAAGAUAAGUCUAUGAUUUAGAAGGAUAGGGCAAUACUAUUUUAUAAUCUAUUUCAGAUAAAAAUCAAUAAAUAGAUGGUAUUAUUAGAAACAAUAGAGAUAUUACAUAAGAAUUAAGCACUGCAAAUAAAUUAGUUGAUAGAAUUCAUAGAAAUAUUAUAUAAAGAAAAGCAACUUUGUAUGCAGUGAUAGGAUUUUUGCUUUUUUGCUUAAUCAUAAUAGUCAUGAGUUGGUUUUGA
Molecule: messenger RNA, 693 nt
Organism: Tetrahymena thermophila SB210
Lineage: Eukaryota; Ciliophora; Oligohymenophorea; Hymenostomatida; Tetrahymenidae
Product: vesicle transport V-SNARE protein
Exons: 3
Biological process (GO): vesicle-mediated transport; vesicle fusion
Cellular component (GO): Golgi apparatus; SNARE complex; late endosome membrane
Molecular function (GO): SNAP receptor activity; SNARE binding
Source: RefSeq, a predicted model, not a curated record